Molecule: messenger RNA, 2130 nt
Organism: Brienomyrus brachyistius
Lineage: Eukaryota; Metazoa; Chordata; Actinopteri; Osteoglossiformes; Mormyridae
Exons: 2
Coding region: 1-1479 (492 amino acids)
Source: RefSeq, a predicted model, not a curated record
AUGAAUACCAAUGCCGAUGCUGUGACUGCUGCGCUGAAUGUUUCAGACUGCUGGGUUUGCCAUUAUAUGCCCCACACUUCUGCGGCAUGGCCCUUCUACGGGAUUCCGUACACCUAUCAUGACAUGGCGGUCUUGAACGACACCUGCUCCGGCCCUGUGUCUGUUGUGGCUGGGCUGCUGACUCGCGAGCUACGGUCAUCGUCCUCAACUCCACCACCACCUGCAUGUCGCGUUUCUGGUAUUGUUAAGUCGCGGGCAGUGGAGGCGGCCUUUGUGGCCACGCAUGACCGGUUACAACAGGAGUAUGCUGAGAACGAUCCAAUCCUCUAUCUGACUCAGGCAGACCAGUCUAAUCACUGGGGCUUCACUACAGUCCAUUUGCUGGUAGGCAUGAAUAAAACAGGAGAGGGCUGGGUUUGCUCAGCCCAGGUGAUUAUCACAUGGGCUGUUGGUAAGGCAGGGGAGGCUGGGGACCCCGAGCGCUACGGUGCACGGGUGCAAGAACUGACUGUACCUGCUCUGCGAUGCCGCCAAAGCCCUGAUAACUGUUCUUAUUCUGCAGUGUCCUGUCCAUCGGACUCGACCGUGAUGGUGAAGGGAGUGACCCCGCCUGAGGAUGGCUUGGCUGUCAUCCCGGUAAAUGGGACUGUGUGUUUCCAUCUGUCUAAUUCAGCCCAGUCUCGAACCCCUUCCUCCCCACCUGUUCACUGUAAGGCUUAUGUUAACUUCUCUGUCCUUGGUGAUGUCCUGCUAGUGGCACCACCACGUUCGGCGUUUAUCUGUGGUCACAAAGACUCUCUUAAGGGUUACACUGUUUUGUUUCUUUCGAAACCGAAGGCUGAUUGGUAUUGUUAUCUAGCUUAUCUUGUUCCUCCUAUUCAUGUAGUGCCCAAGGCGCAGAUGUCGUUAGCCGUGCGUGCAUAUACACGCAGCAGACAGUCUCUUAGUCAGACUGAGCAAUGGUUUGAGGUGUUUAUUCCAUCCCUUGGGUUGGCAGACCUUCAGACAGAGGUGGCUGCCCUGCAGACUGCAGUUGAAAAGGUGGCCAAUCAAACGCUUGACACCGUGAAGGCCGUCUCGGGUGAUUUGUCAGCGGUUAGGCAGGUAGCUCUGCAAAACCGCAUGGCACUGGAUCUCCUGUUGGCUGAGAAAGGUGGAGUUUGUGCUAUUGUGGGAAGAGAAUGUUGCAAGUACAUCCCUGAUUCAUCUCAGGCUGUGCAGGAUCUAGAGGACGUGGUGCACAAGCAGAUGUCUGAGGCAAAUUCUGUUAUGCUCCUAUGGGCUCCCCCUCUUCCCUACGCGGAUGAUCCUCUUCUUCCCGCCUGGCUCUACGACUCUCAGCCCCGGGUUGUCGUCCAUGCGACCGGCAACGCCGACACCGUUGGUGACUCCUGUUCCAUCCAGCCGCCACCGGCCCGAUUCGACCCGCUGCGCAAUGGUCCGGCGUUUUACUACACUGCGGACUCUGAUUGUUUGUGAACUAUGCGGAUCUCGCAUGUUCAAAAGGGGGGAAUGUGGAAUUAAAAUUGGACAUCGGUAGGCCCGGGAGGUUGGCAUAUUGGGUCUGUGUGUGUCUUUAGGCCUUAGGCAAGAAGAGAUUGUUUUGAAUACUGCGUGACCUCGCUUCGAGAUAGCUGCCUGCAGUAAGUUCCGCAGACCCUGAGGAAAGCUCGGGCCUUGGAGAGGCAUACAGCGGAACAAAGGGGGGGGAGAAACCACUUGCAGGGAGAGAUUCGAAGCUGCCCCAACUGGUGCACAGCCAGUUAUAGCUUUAUAGAAUAGUUGUGGCAAACAAUAUAUAGCAAGCUAUGCGGUAGUGCAAAUGUAUAAGUAAUUGUUAAUCAUACUAAUCAUAUGUUAACCAUGUAUUGGCAGUGAUUCAAUGACAAUACGUCAAUAUGUUAAUCAUUAAUCAAAGGACAAAUGCCAGAGUGUGAUGAGAGCGCUUUGCUGAGUUGCUGAAAUAAGAGAUUUCCUUUACCUCAUCAAACUGAGAGGUCCGACUUUUAUUCUAAGUGUUAUAUUCAAAAUUUUUCUACCACAAUUGCAUAUUAUCAAUGUUUGGGUUUCCAAUGGACACCACGGUUUCUUCCUACAGACCCUAAAUAAACAAGCAAACAAAUCAAUAAA